AUAUCGUCUGACAUUUCUACGAAUAAUCUAGUCGUUUUGUGCUCCAUUUCCGGUCACUCAUUAUGACAAAUGAUUAAAUUCUUUUCUCACAUUUAUGUGAUAUCAAUAUUAUGAUAUCAAUUUUAAAAACAAACCAACUUUUUUUAAUAUCUGAAGGCUACAAAAAUAAAUAAAAAAAAAUAUAUAUAUAUGUUGUAAUUCUUUGGCUAUUGUGUGAUAAUAAAAAUAGAAUAAAAAUAAUAGUGGUGAUAAUAGUAAAAAAUGUUCAAGUUCCAAAUGACUACACCCGAAGAUCUCAAGGUCGCAGCUCGUAUUGAACACAAACGUCAAAUUGAUGAAGCAAGAAAAUUAAGAAUUUUCAAUCCACGAACACGACGUAUUGGAAUAGAUAAGGAAUUCCUGGACAAGCAAAUUAUUGAAAAACAGACUUUACGUCAGCUUGAAAAAGAAAAAGAAUGGCGAAUGGAUGAGGCACUUGUGCGCAGCAGUCAAUUAGCAUUGUUACUAGAAAAUCGUAAAAAUGAGGCCCAAAGAUGUAAAAUAAAAGAGCUCAAUGAUUACCGUAAGAUUUAUCAACGUCCUGAAGAUACACGUGAUUUUGAUUUGAAUGAUCCAGAUCAAUUAAAAAAAUCUCUACCAGCUAGGGUUGAUGAUGAUGAUCCUCGAAUUGGACUUUCUUCAGCUCAAAAAUUUGAAGGUGAAGAUAUUAAUCAAGCUGAAAGACUUAAAUUGCAAAAAGAACAAAUGCAAGCUUGGUUGAUGCAGCAAGUACAUGAACGACGUGCUAGUGAACGUGAACGUCAGUAUGCUGAUGAAUCAUAUGACAAUGCAGUUGUAUCAAGAGAUAGACGUGCAAUUACACUUGAUAUUAUGGAAAAAAAUUGUCAACGACAUUUAAAUGAAGCUGUUGCACAAUUUAAUCAAAGACUUGCAGAAGAACAAGAAGAUCGUAAACGAUUUGAGAAUAUAAAAGACGAGGAAGAUAAACGUGCUGAAAUUUAUAAUCAUGUUACUGGUGAUUUUUUAACUGAAGCCAAAGAACAAGCUAAUAGCAUUCGUGGUCCUAAUAAACCACUUGCUGAUCGUUACAAAGGAAUGACUAGUGAUGAAUUAAAAAAUAUAUGGAAUGAACAAGCACAACAAAUGGAACAAAUAAAAAAAAUUAAAAAUGAAGAAAAAAAUAUUAAUAAAAAAUGGGAUGAUCUUAUGAGAUCUAAUGCACAAGCUGCUGAAUUUUAUCAACGUGAUUUGGAUUUUAAAAAAUUACAAAUAAGUAAGCAAAUUGCUGAAGAAAAUAUGCGUCUUGCUGAGGAACAAAAAUCACGUCAAGAUUAUCUUAAUAAAAACAUUUACAAACGUGAACAUAUGCCUGAUUUUUUUGAUCAAUUUAAUAACACUGCUCGUUAAAGUUUAUUGACAUUUGAAAUCAUGAAAUUUGUAUGUUUUUAAUUUAAUAAAAUCAUGGAAAUAUAUUUA
Aphidius gifuensis is the source of this 1476-nucleotide messenger RNA. RefSeq names its product RIB43A-like with coiled-coils protein 2. Bases 262 to 1407 code for a protein of 381 amino acids. The record is from RefSeq and is a predicted model, not a curated record. The transcript has 7 exons. NCBI's taxonomy places the organism in Eukaryota, Metazoa, Arthropoda, Insecta, Hymenoptera, Braconidae.